AUGACCAACCCUGCGAAGCGGAGUCUCACCGCCAUCGUCGCCGCGACCGUUGACGGAGGUAUUGGACGAGACGGCGGUUUGCCGUGGCGGCUGCCGGGAGAAAUGAAGUACUUUGCUCGAGUGACGACCGGCGAGGACUCGAUGAUGGCCGGGAAGCGCAACGCAGUCCUGAUGGGACGGAAGACGUGGGACGGCAUUCCGACAAAGUUCCGGCCGCUGAAGGAGCGUCACAACCUUGUCAUCUCGCGCGCUGGCGUCGAUGUUUCUGGCGAGCAGAGCACCUCCGCCCACGGCAGCCUCGUGGACGCUAUCGAUUCGAUCCCCGCCGACACGCACCGGGCCUUCCUCAUUGGAGGAGCACAGCUGUACAACCAGGCUCUCCCCGCCCAUGUCGACCGAGUGCUCCUCACCCGCGUUCUGGGGCACAUCCCGUGCGAUGUCUUCCUCGACGAGUUCACGGCCAGCCCCGAGUGGCGACAAGCCACCCACCAGGAGCUGUGCGACUGGGUCGGCUGGGACGUUCCCGAGGGCGAGGUUGAGGAGAAGGGUAUCCAGUACCGGUAUGAGAUGUGGGUGCGCAAGUAG
This is a messenger RNA of Trichosporon asahii var. asahii CBS 2479, 585 nucleotides long. RefSeq names its product Dihydrofolate reductase. Gene Ontology annotation, molecular function: NADP binding; dihydrofolate reductase activity. Bases 1 to 585 code for a protein of 194 amino acids. Gene Ontology annotation, cellular component: mitochondrion. Lineage: Eukaryota; Fungi; Basidiomycota; Tremellomycetes; Trichosporonales; Trichosporonaceae. The transcript is spliced from 2 exons. The record is from RefSeq and is a predicted model, not a curated record. Gene Ontology annotation, biological process: tetrahydrofolate biosynthetic process; dihydrofolate metabolic process; folic acid metabolic process.